Molecule: messenger RNA, 621 nt
Organism: Striga hermonthica
Lineage: Eukaryota; Viridiplantae; Streptophyta; Magnoliopsida; Lamiales; Orobanchaceae
Source: the annotation of a GenBank genome assembly
AUGGAACCUACUCUGACGGCGGAGGCGGCGGCGCAGCUGCAAGAGGGGAUUCAUUUGGUCUUUUCUCGAUGGGCCGCCCUCCGCAUGGUCGUCGAGAACGAGUGGGGCGGCCGUGACUCGCUCAACAAAUCUCAUCAGCUCGAGCUGAGUAUUUUUCAACGCCUCACUCAAACAAAAGAACAAGUCUACAUUGAUGACAUAGAGGAUAUGCUUGACGACUUCAUGCUUUCGUUGAACACUGAGAUUGGAGAUGGCAGCAUUGAGGAGGAAUUAUCCCCAGAAAAGUUAAUGUUUAUGCGUGAAGAAUGCUUAGAAGGAAAUUUCGACUCCAUAAAGACGUUGAGAGAAUCAAAUGUCCCAACUGUUUCUUAUAACAGACAGUCUGGCAGCAAUGAUCAUGAUGAUAGUGAUGAUGAUGAUAAAGAUGACAAUAAUCUAGUUGGAGAAAAUCCAAUGGAGAUGGAUGUUGAUGAUGAUCCACAAUUGCAAUCUAAUCACACCCAAAAGGGCACUGUGAAUCCUGAGCCAAGUGUUCCUAAGUUAGAUGAUGGAUGGACUGUGGUAGCCUCUAAACGGAACAGAGGAUUACCGGAAAGCACAUCCAGAAGUAACAGUUCUUGA